Cornus florida is the source of this 2086-nucleotide messenger RNA. RefSeq names its product ruBisCO large subunit-binding protein subunit alpha. The record is from RefSeq and is a predicted model, not a curated record. Gene Ontology annotation, biological process: protein refolding. The transcript is spliced from 8 exons. NCBI's taxonomy places the organism in Eukaryota, Viridiplantae, Streptophyta, Magnoliopsida, Cornales, Cornaceae. Gene Ontology annotation, molecular function: ATP binding; ATP-dependent protein folding chaperone. Bases 104 to 1867 code for a protein of 587 amino acids.
UACAGCCCUAACUGCCACAACCUUAUCGAUACAAAGCGGCUAAACCUUCGCAUUUCACAAAGAAAAUCGCAGUCUCUCCUCUUCUUGGAAGCCAAAGAAGACAAUGGCCUCAGCAAAUGCCAUCUCUACUGCAUCUAUACUCCCUACUCCUACACAGGGGGGUUUGAGGAGUAGGAAGGUGAAUCAAUUGCAGGGGCAGAAGCUGAAUUACAAGCAAUCAAGGAGCCGUUUUGUGGUGCGAGCUGCUGCGAAGGAAAUCGCCUUCGACCAGAGUUCGAGGUCGGCACUUCAGGCCGGCAUCGAUAAGCUUGCCGAUGCCGUCGGGCUCACUCUCGGUCCCAGAGGGAGGAACGUUGUCUUGGAUGAAUUUGGCCCCCCGAAAGUGGUUAAUGAUGGGGUUACAAUUGCUAGAGCUAUUGAACUACCUGAUCCUAUGGAAAAUGCUGGAGCCGCUCUCAUUAGAGAGGUUGCAAGUAAAACAAAUGAUUCCGCUGGUGAUGGAACUACAACUGCAUCAGUUCUUGCGCGUGAAAUAAUCAAACUAGGCCUACUGAAUGUUACCUCUGGGGCAAAUCCAGUUUCAAUAAAGAAAGGUAUUGAAAAAACUGUGCAGGGUUUGGUUGAAGAGCUAGAGAAGAAAGCUAGGCCUGUCAAAGGUCGUGAUGAUAUCAAAGCUAUUGCUACAAUUUCUGCUGGAAAUGAUGAGGAUAUUGGGACCAUGAUUGCUGAUGCAAUUGACAAGGUUGGACCUGAUGGUGUUCUGUCAAUUGAGUCAUCGUCAUCCUUUGAGACAACUGUUGAUGUUGAAGAAGGAAUGGAGAUUGACAGAGGAUAUGUCUCUCCACAAUUUGUUACCAACCCUGAGAAACUGAUUGUUGAAUUUGAGAACGCAAGAGUGUUGGUUACAGAUCAGAAGAUCUCAGCUAUAAAGGACAUAAUUCCCUUGCUUGAGAAGACCACUCAAUUGCGGGCUCCUCUGCUGAUUAUUGCUGAAGAUGUCACUGGGGAGGCUUUAGCUACUCUUGUUGUGAACAAACUGAGAGGUAUCCUUAACGUUGCUGCAAUUAAAGCCCCUGGUUUCGGUGAGAGGAGAAAAGCUCUCCUGCAGGAUAUUGCCAUUCUGACAGGUGCUGAGUACCAAGCCAGUGAUCUGGGUUUACUUAUUGAGAAUACUUCUGUUGAGCAGCUUGGUUUGGCAAGAAAGGUGACCAUCACAAAGGACUCCACUACCAUCAUUGCUGAUGCUGCAACAAAGGAUGAGAUCCAAGCCAGGAUUGCACAGAUUAAAAAGGAGUUGGCUGAGACAGAUUCUGUAUACGACUCCGAGAAACUCGCUGAAAGAAUUGCCAAAUUGUCUGGUGGGGUUGCAGUUAUAAAGGUGGGGGCUGCAACGGAAACUGAGCUUGAGGACCGUAAACUCCGAAUUGAGGAUGCCAAGAAUGCAACUUUUGCUGCCAUAGAGGAAGGGAUCGUGCCUGGUGGUGGGGCUGCAAUGGUUCAUCUAUCCACUUGUGUACCUGCCAUUAAGGACAAGCUUGAAGAUGCAGAUGAACGAUUAGGCGCUGACAUUGUGCAGAAGGCACUUUUAUCACCAGCAUCUUUGAUCGCUCAGAAUGCUGGGGUUGAAGGCGAGGUGGUUGUGGAAAAAGUAAAGGAUAGAGAGUGGGAGAUUGGUUACAAUGCAAUGACAGACAAAUAUGAGAACCUGGUGGAGGCUGGAGUAAUUGACCCAGCUAAGGUGACAAGAUGUGCAUUGCAGAAUGCAGCUUCAGUUGCAGGAAUGGUGCUUACCACGCAAGCCAUUGUUGUGGAAAAGGUCAAACCUAAGGCACCUAUGGCUGCUCCCCCGCAAGGUCUUACUGUGUGAGAGUAAUGACAUUUUUCCCAAGAGUCAGUCAGGGUUUUGGAGAUGAUGAAUGCCUCUACUGUAGCCUAGUACUGAAUGAGGAAGAGAGUGUUGAGUUGAAAAUGUGCUUUAUUGGUAUAAAUUGGUCUCUCUAUUUUUUUUUUUGGGUACGUGAGUUAAGAGGCACUAUAAUUUGUUUCUUGGUUAUAUGGAAUUUUAACUUGCUUGUUCCUUAGUUCA